Molecule: messenger RNA, 1351 nt
Organism: Oryzias latipes (Japanese medaka)
Lineage: Eukaryota; Metazoa; Chordata; Actinopteri; Beloniformes; Adrianichthyidae
Molecular function (GO): protein binding
Source: RefSeq, a predicted model, not a curated record
AGACUUGAGGCUUUGAUGCCAGUCAGAGAUCAGUUUGGUCUGUGCACACUGAACGUGCACACAGCUGCAAACCUGACAUGGUGGGCGGAGCAGACUGGAAAACAGGAAGAUAUAACCAGAAUGGGGUUUGUGCAAUACUUUGUGGCUCUUUGGUUGCUGGGUGCAGAGUUGGUUCUCACCUUUCCCAUGGACACAAGUGGGGUGGACAAUCAGGGGUGCAUGAUGUGCUCUCCAGGGACGUUUCAGAAGUCUUGUGCAGAGUGUAAGCCUUGUCCUCCCGGCAGCUACACUUCAAAUCGGAACCAUGAAGACAGUUGUCAUCCCUGCUUCAGAGAUUGCUCACCAAGAUACCACCUGAAAGUGGUUGAGAACUGCACAAGGACUUCCGAUCUGAAGUGUGAAUGUGAGCCUGGUUACAGGUGCAUUGAGAAGGUGCCGCACUCUGAAAACUGCAGACAAUGUCAAAUAAUAAUUGUCGCGACGACUCCAGGCAAACUGAAGCAGGUGCCUUUCCCUGGUUUCUCCAGUCAGACCAAACCCUGCCAGUCACCCAACUGUGGCCUUCAAGCAAUCACAACAGCGCGUACCAAAAUAACCACCUCAUCAGGAAACUCUCAGCUUGCAGUCAUCUUGUCUUCAUCUGUUUUCCUGGGAUUUGUGGCCUUCGUCAUCAUGCUCUGCAUUUAUCGCCCUACAAAUGGGAAAUGCUUGAGGCAGACCAUUACUAAGUUAUGCAAUGAGAAACGGAAAGAUAUAUCUCAGACCCCCAGGGACUCUUAUACUGCAAGGCAGCAGCCCCCCUCAGCAGCCAAUCUGGGUCCAGUCCACGUUCACAACCCGGGUACGGUCAUCUUCAGCUUGCUCAAUCAGUUCACGGGGCAAGUUGGGCCGACCAUCGGUGGGAAGAGAGCUGAGAGAACAAGCAAUGAGGAAGAGGAGGAGAGAAACUGCCCCGUGUUUCAUCCCGCAUCUUCACCCAGCAUUCACUUCUCGGAGGAGGAGAGGAGUGGAGAGGUGGACAACGUAUUCUUCCCCUCCCAGGAGCACGGAAAGGACUGCCACGUCUCCAAAGAGGAAGCAUUUGUUGGGAAGCCAUGACUUGCUACACUUAGACUGACCAUUAAAAAAAAUCACUUGAAGGAGGGACUUCUAAAAGAGCAGAAACAACAGCCACAGAUGGGAAAAUGAAAGUUUCGAGGAUCACAACUGAAAACAACCUGCAAGUUCUGGGAGAAAAAAACUGCACAUAAGAAACUCUCAUUUUUAUUUUAAGUUAUAUUUAAAAAUACAUUACUUGUAAAUAUUUUUUUUAUUAUACUUGAAUGUUAGAGAUUAAAAUUGUGAUAUUGAA